AUGAUGCUGAUUAUGAUUGCCAGUAUUAUUGCUAGUUAUUGCUGUUGCAACCUAAGCACAGUAGAGAGCCUUCCUGGAGGAUCGAUUCCGCGUCAUUCCCACGCGCAGAAACAAGCAGUAGCAACACAAGCCACACACACAAGCAGUAGCAACACAAGACACACACAAACAUUAGCAACACAAGUCACAAACACAAGCAGUAACAACACGAGCAGUAGCAACACAAGUCAGACAAACAGUAGUAACAUAAGUCACACAACCACAAGCAGUAGCAAUACAAGCCACACAAGGAGCAGCAACACAAGCAGUAACAACACAAGUCACACAAUCAGUAGUAUCACAAGUCACACAAACGCAAACAGUAGCAACACAAGUCACACAAGCAGUAGCAUAUCACACGUCAGGUACCAUUCUCAGGGAACCUCUCCCCAGGCGCCCGUAUCAAAAGUGACCCGAAUGGGAACUGAUGUGUCAUGGCUUCCCUGA
Messenger RNA from Macrobrachium nipponense, 486 nucleotides. RefSeq lists its product as uncharacterized. The record is from RefSeq and is a predicted model, not a curated record. The coding region runs from base 1 to 486 and encodes 161 amino acids. The transcript is spliced from 2 exons. NCBI's taxonomy places the organism in Eukaryota, Metazoa, Arthropoda, Malacostraca, Decapoda, Palaemonidae.